Messenger RNA from Megalobrama amblycephala (Wuchang bream), 6252 nucleotides. RefSeq names its product zinc finger, AN1-type domain 5b (gene zfand5b). The transcript is spliced from 6 exons. NCBI's taxonomy places the organism in Eukaryota, Metazoa, Chordata, Actinopteri, Cypriniformes, Xenocyprididae. The record is from RefSeq and is a predicted model, not a curated record. The coding region runs from base 4197 to 4844 and encodes 215 amino acids. Gene Ontology annotation, molecular function: DNA binding; zinc ion binding.
ACAGCAGCGAGAAAAACACACAUACACACCGAAACACACACGUCAGCGGACUAACGGCACAGACCAACGCGAAGGGUUUAAUAUAUAGUCUCUUUAUUCCGGGAGCUUCUCUUUUUACUCAGAUAAGGCAAGUAAAACACUUUCCCCCAAUUACAACGCUUUAAAAGCUUAUGCUAACGUUAUAGGAAAAUAUGAUUAGUUUUGGUGAAAUAACCAGCUAGUAAGCCUAAUAUCUUUAUUUCCAGAUUUAUUCGUUGGUAUAAUAUCAUGUAAUGUGUCAGUUGUUAGUCUAAAUUGAUGAACUUGGUGAACUUGGCGAGUUUAACCAAAUAUGGUUGUUAGCUGAUGCUAGCAUGUUAGCUAGUAAAAUUAGCCUGUUGUUCCUUUCAACUUAAAAGCUGAAAUAUGAUACGAAAACGGCAGAUUUAUGUUUAAACACGCUUAUUUUAUUCGUAACGCGCUAUUUGCUUCGCAUUUAAACUGAUUUUGUCCUUCAAGAUUGCUGAGAUGAAAAAUAAGAUCGUUUAUUGCAGGUAGUGUUUACUCCGAUACAGUUAAUUGGUUGUUUAUGUAUUAAUAUCGUUAUUCGAGUAAUUUACUCUCUAUUGUAAUGUUUUCGGUUUUAUUUGGUGUCGUUUCGUGUAUCGAUCGAGAUGUUAUACAGGAAACUCAAAGCCCAGCUAGUUUGUGUAUCUUUAUCACUGAGUGAAUGAAUAAACGUCUUUAAAAAUAAUUUUCCCGCAGUUUGUUCUUCAAUAUUUUGACUGAUUUGUUGCGAAUUGACGUUCUGGUGAUGGAUCAUUGAGCUUUUUUUAUUAUUAAGGUUUGUACUUGGGCUCAAACAGGAAGAGUGUUUGAAACAAAGGAGAACACAAAGCAUAUUCACCCUGACCCAGAUAUAAAGUAGAUAAACAAGGACAUUACCAUCCAUCCAAACUCAUUCAUCAUCACAAACCCCUCACACUGAACACCACACACAGUUUGAGGGCAGCAGCUGUUGUGUUGAGUGUUUUUUGUGCUUUAUAUGCCAGCGUGUGUUUGUUAGCCGUCAUGCUAGUGUUAGCAUGACUCAGUGGAUUUCAUUAUGAGGCCUCAAACGCUGAUAUAGCUCUAUAUAUAACGUUUAAAAGUACACGUACUGUGUGAAUAACACACACACACACCGUGUUUGCAUUGUAAAGGGCACUAUUAGACUUUGUAUAAACUACAUGUCGUUUAAAUGCUUCAUAUCUUGGUGCAUUGAGACACGUGAGCAUUGAGUGAUCGGUUUUCUGCUGUCUUUCUCCAUUUAUGGUGUCUUUUGAGCUUAAUGGUUUGCUUUUGUUCAAAUAUUUGACUUGGGUUAUCUCUCAUGUCUUUGUUUUGCCCUAUAUGCCAUUUAUUUGUUGUCAUCCCGACAGGGAUAAAUGGACCUAGAUGGCCAACACACUUGGGAAUCGGCUGAAAAAACAGCCCUCUUGGGGCUUUGCCAUUUUUGGCUUUAUCAAAAUAUAUAAGGCCAUGCAUAGGGAGGAGAGUGCUAUGCAAACCAGGUCCAACUAGAGAUGUCUGUGAUGUAAUGGAGGCAGGUCAGGACUAUGGGGGGGUAUUUAUAGUCGGGACACACUGCUGUUCGCAUGGUGGAGGCUCUUCAGGACAACAUGUCACAUUGCACCCUUGUGACGGAUGAAAACUAAUCCAGCCGCCCGUGUGAGCAAGUGCGAAGGGCAGCAGGCUCACACGCACGUGAUGCGGGCCAUGUGGUGGCUUUUCAGGGGAAAACCUCUGAUGCCAAAAGGCGGAGGUGAAAUGCUGCAAUCUUGUUUACUUGGAGACGAGAGGCCCCCCGAAACCCCGGGGGCCCUCGCCGACAUGUCACUCCUGACAGAUUUCAGGUUCAUUGCUCGAAAGCGUCUGCAGUCCAUGUUUCCGCUCCAGGGGCUUUGAUGGGGAUUGUGUUUGCUGCUGUAAUCGGUCUCUGCUUGAACAGAAUGUUCCAGCUGUUCCACGUACAGAUAUAUUUACAUCUCACACUGCUAGUCAGCAUUUACCCUUCAACACAACUUAGUUGUACUUCAUCUGCCUAGUAGGGUCGUCACAAUACUUACGUUUCAGUAGUUCACGCCAGUGCAGUUGGUAUUGACAAUUAUUUUGAUACAGCAGCAAAAAUGUUAAACACCAUUGAAAAGUUGACUAUUAAUAUAAAUGGAUAGUUAUGCAUAUUGUGACUGUGAACCCGAGGGGGGUGAUAUGACCCAAAUCUUAUUUUUAUCAAGCAGCGCUUUAAGUUUUUAAUGUACUGCAAGGUCUAUUUAAACGGUAGCUAGUUGUCAAGCAUAAUUGUCACUGUAUGGGGAUUUUUGUUGCUUUAUCACUGUAACAUGUCAGUAACUGCUGCGCAGCUUAAAACUGCUUAUUUACAUAUUGCGACAUAUUAGGUAUGGCAAAAUAUCUUAAUGAUUGAUACUUUUUGUUGCCAUGAUGACAUAUUGUCGUCAUCGCCAAGCCCUAAUCAAUUUCAAGAUUUUAGGUCAUGCUCUAUGGGGGAGUGCCAUGAAUUUUAACUUUGUUUUAGUCUUUUAGGUUUUUUUUGUUUUGUUUUUCUCUCUCUCUCUCUCUCUCCAUCCAUUUUUUUUUUUUUUUUUUUUUUUUUUUUGCUCUAAUGAUGAGGUGUUACGCAAAGUACAGAGCCCCUAAAGGGACUUGAAGGAAAAAAACGAAAUGGAGGAAAGUGUGGGGUUUUUUUGGGCGGUGGGGGGGGAUUGGGGGCUGGAUUGUCAAUGCUGUUGCAUUCUCUCGCAAAUGUUUCUCGAGGAAACGCAAAACAUUUUGUGGGUGAAUGCAGAGUUACUCGAGGGAACGAAAACAUUUGCGAGAGUGCAAAAUCAUUGAGUUUUGUUUUUUUUUCACCCCAUCUCAUUUUUUUUUUUUUUUUCCCACCACCUCAUUUUUUCCCACCACCAUGUGGUGGCCCUCUAAGGGCUCCGUAGCGAAGUAAUCAUAAAACAAUUCGGAAAGUUCUGUUUAAAACGGUACAGUGUUUUCUCACAAUGUUUUUGGAAUUUAUGGUGUCGUAGUAUGUUAACUACUAUCUAAAUAUUAUUGAAUUACAACAGUGGCAUGUAGACAAUACUGUUGUAAACAGUCAGUAAUGAAUAAGAAAGGAACAGAAUCAGUAGAACAAAUAAAAACAAAAAAAAGUGAAUAUGGAAACUUUUUCCUUCAUUUUUCAUUUCACAGCAGUAUCAAACAUUGAGAAAUUCUGAAGAUGUUUACCAAGAAACUACAAAAAUGGCAAACAACCUAUGACAGUGGUCCUUAACCAGGGGCUCCUAUUAGUCUUAAUGACUUGAAUGUAAUUAAAAUGCUUUUAAAAACUCAAAAUAAAGAUGCACAACAUUAAACUGGCUCUGAUUUAUAAAACGAUUGUAUGCUUGGAUUUGAUCCUAAAUACUAUGGAUUUUAUCAUGUCAAUAUUGAGGAACAUCAAUAUUUAUAAAGACAGAAAGUGACGUGAAAAUGUUCUUAUGCGUAUGACAAAUUAAGAGCAUGCAUAGCAUACAUGUUGGUAUUCAUAUAUCAGCAAAUCGGUUAAAUCAUAUGAAAAUGUUAAGAUAAAUAGGCAGUCACAAUAUGCAUUAAUAUAAUUAUAUGUGCAAAUGAGCAAUGUGUUAACUGAUUUUUAGAGGAUCAUAAAACCCUAAAACAUUUUUUUUUUUUUUUUAACAGAUAGAUGACUGUUUCAGCGCUAUUUGUUCACCACUGCCUGUUCAGCUUUGCGUUGUCAUAACUAGCCGUUUCCUCAAUACAGUAACACAAAAGUGUUGUUUGCAUUUUCGCCACAAUGCGGUCAGAGCUAGAGUUUGACUACCAACACAUUAAAAAUAUGACUAACUAUUUAGUAACACACGGCGCGCCGCGAUGUGUUUAACGCUCGCAACACGGAUCAUAUUUUAUAUCUGGACCAAAGAAAUAUGGACACAUUUCAUAUACUGCAGUGUUCUAAACAUGAACCAGCUCUGCCAAUGCGCAUAUUUCAUAGUGUCUUCUUUAAAUUAAAUGCAUAUGUGCAAAUAAGAACACUGAUACAGCGGUACGUCUGAUCAUGAAGCCGAUGACAUGAUGAGUAGUUCUGAUACCCACAAGACAAUGAUGUAGACCGAAAAUUCAAAGAAGAAUGGACAAAAAAAAAAAGAAUCACCCACUUUCAGAGAGAGAUGGCCCAGGAGACCAAUCAAAGCCCCGUGCCCAUGCUCUGUGCCACCGGCUGUGGUUUCUAUGGCAACCCUCGGACCAAUGGCAUGUGCUCGGUCUGUUACAAAGAACAUUUAACAAGACAAAACAAUGGGGGCGUCAGUCCUAUUAGCACAAUGGGAGCUUCUAGCAGUGUCAGUAGUCCUACCUCUGAAGCCUCAGCCAUCCAGAUCAUUGAAGCUACACUAAACAACUCUUCUGCUGCUAACGCUGAGUCACCCAACAGCACCACCGCUGCCACUGCUGCCCUUCCAGUUACACAACAGAUGACGGAGAUGAGCAUUUCCUGUGACGACGAGGUGGUCUCGCCAAAAGUAGAAGUUCCUGAACCAGUCGUCACUCAGCCAACAGCGUCCGCCGCACCUCCGAGCACAGCUGACGGGGAAGAGGCCAAGACACCCGAAGCCCCCAAACCCAAGAAGAACAGAUGCUUCAUGUGCCGCAAGAAGGUCGGCCUGACAGGGUUCGACUGCCGCUGUGGGAAUCUCUUCUGUGGACUUCAUCGCUACUCGGACAAGCACAACUGCCCCUACGACUACAAGGCGGAGGCUGCCGCCAAGAUCCGCAAGGAGAACCCCGUCGUGGUCGCCGAUAAGAUUCAGAGAAUAUAAGCCUCUCGCCGUCUUCACCUCGAUUUUGCGAGAGAUCAGAUAAAAGGACUCGCACUUUGACCUGUGAUUCUAAAGACUAUUUUUUUUUAAUUACAGUAUGGGAAAGAAUCUUGUUUCUAAGCCAAUGCAUGAGUGAUCACUUUGUUUCCAUCUUUCUUUUGCUUUCUGUUGUUGGUAUAUGAGCUUCAAGAUAAAACAAAUGAAGGGGAAAAAAGAACAAAAAAAAUGUCUAUAAAAGGUAUGAAGCCAGAGACAUUUGCCUAACAUGUCUGUUUCUGAGUAUCCUGGAAUCUGAUUCUUGUGUUAAAGGCUGACUGUCCGUCGUGAUCGUUAUUAGUUUACUUUGUGAUCGUGUCUCCUGGUUGGUCUCAUGACGCAGGACUCUCUGAAGACUGUUACCGCUCUGACCCGAGCGCCGUCAGAGCAACAGUGCAUGGCUGGCUCAUGUAGCAAAUGGACGCUCUUCUGUUUCCUCCGGGUCGAACGUUUCGCCCUCCCGUUAAGAGUCAGCCUUUUCAACAUUUAUCAUCCACUUUUCUGCUUGAGCAUCAGACUACGUCAAUUAUUGAGCUUUUGGAGUGAUGCUGUUUUUUUUUUUUUUUUUUUUUUUUCUUUCAUGUUAAAAAAAAUUUGUUUUCAUUGACAGACUUUGUGAAAAAUAUAUAAUCCUGUCCGGAUGGUUUAAUGCAGCCAGACCAGAAUACUUCAUGAUCAGUUGAGCAAUUUGCAUCUAUGAUGCCACGGUGUCAACUAUGGAUGGGGUUGGACAUGGCAACUAACACACAACUCUAUUGAUUCUCUCACAUGAUCCUUUAAGUCAUUUAAGUGAUUUCUUUUUUUUUUUUUUUCUCAUUUUGUUGUAAUGUGACACCAAUUUAUGAAAACGUGGUUCCUGGGCUUGUUCAGAGAGUUGAACUUUAAGUGGGUGUUUUGCAUGGUUAGUGAAAUGAGUAUUUUACAGUUGACAGCAUACUAGAAGUCCAUUUCUUUUUUUCCUCUAAUUCACCUUUCUUGUGUGUGAUUGAUCUAUUCAGUGGGUAUUGAGUGUUAAAUUCAGGUAAGAAAUUAAUGGUAUUGUUUAGUGUCAUUUAAUCAGCCCUUCGAGUGUGCUUGUGUGUUGUGAGUCAGUGUGAGUAUGCGACUAGUCUACUCCGUGAACGCCAUCUUUUAAUCUGAGGCUCAGUCCGUUUCCUGUUUUUGGGUCUGGCUGCACAGCGCUGUUGUUUUAUUUUAGAGCUUUGUCAGUUUACACCGUAAAACUAACCAUUUGUUCUGAUUUGAUUUUAGUUAUGCAAGUUGUACAAACCAUCUUUAUUUAUUAUAUGUAUUGCGCAUAUAAUCUUGUUAUCCGACAUUACUGCGAAAUUGUAUCAUGUAAAUAAAAUUAUGUACAGAGAUAUCAUUAAAA